GGAGCAGGCGCGGCAAAUUUGGCUCAUGAGCGGGUGCCAAGGGUGCUCGACGCGGCCGUGCCAUGUCUGCCGCAAGUGUAUCUUUCGUCAUUGCCAGUGCGGCCUCAAACGCGCACCAGUCUGCGUCGAAUCACAGGCGUGUCAGUGCGUGACGCUCUCCCGUUGCCGGCGCUGCCAUGGGUGCACAGGACGCGCCGCGAGCCAUUGCCGCUGCGACGCACACGCCAAGCACGAGUGCCUCUGCGAAGAGCUACGUGCGAUGGAGACAGACGAGAGAGCUGACGAAGACGAAGCCGAACGGCAGCGCGUCAAUUGGCGCCAUGCGCUUCCGACCGUCGCGUCGCACUUGAGCGAUCGGAGUGCCACCAUGGACUCGCGGCUGUUGUACAAGAUGGUGCUGCGCCCAGGUGCAGGCCCGCGCGAGAUCCUACCACCAUCCGGCCGUCGCGGCACGCAGCAAGACACGUAUCUUGCGUCCGUCGACCUCGACCCCACGACCGUCCCCCCGACCGUGGCGCUCCGCUCGCACGCCGAUACGAUCUUUGCGCGAGGCAUGGACAAUUUUCAGUACGCUAGCGCCCAGGAGGCGGCCAUGCCGUCCGAAGAUCUCGUCGAUUACGUUGUGCACACGGCGAGUCUCAAGGCCGUCGACGUCCCCGAGCUCUGGGGAUCGCUCGACGCGUCCGCGGCCAUCGUCGCGGCCAUUGUCGCCGACGAGUACACGCGACAGCUCGUCGACGAAUACGUGGCAGCAGACCAAACCUUUCCGUUAACGAGUCAGGACGCGCUCGUCGAGUGCAUAUACGAACUGCUCAAUGGCGCCGAGGGCAGUCCAGAUGCAUGGGCCGACCUGGCGAGUGGCAUCGAGUCGGAGGUGCGUGCCAUCUUUGGAGACGACCAGCUCGCGCCGUACGAUGUUCCGCAGCUCAUUGCCACCGCGAUGCAGCCACUCAAAGACGCGUCGAGCACCGACGCCGACGACGCCGCCUGGGUAGCGUGGAAGGACGAGCGGGUGCGCGCUGGCCUCGAGGCGCUGCAAAAUGGCGCCAUCAUGUCGCCCGACGGCAUCCACGUCGAUACGACCCGCCGGACGCCGUCGUACUGGUUCUGCGUCGCCGUGCCCCACGGGAAGACGACCGAGAGCCUCUCGUCGGCGCGGUACCCGAGCUACCGUCUCGCGUUUGAAACCAAGCUCGGCCUCGAGCAGCGCAUUCGCCUUGUCGAAGACGCUCAACAGUUGGAUGGAUCGGCAAGGCCGCCGAUGGCGCCAACGCCGACGCUGCCGAGCUCGACCGAGCACCCGUGGCCCGCUGUGCUAAGCCCCGUGCCCAUGCCAUCGACCGCCGACGUCGACCCGUUCCCGCAUGUCAAGCAAGUGCUCGCUAAAGUGGCGCUCACAAGGAGGCGCUUGACGCCUGACCAAGCCAUGGCGAUCGCCGCGCAGAAAGAACUCGCCCAGCGCAACGCGCGCGAGCAGCCCGAUCCGUCACUGUACAUACCUCAAACGCAGAAUAAGCGCAAAGCAGCGCCAAAGCGACCCGCCCCCAAGCGGCCCAAACGACCCAAGCCGGUUGUAGCGUCGCCCAACGCGGAGGUGAACCAAGACAACGACGACGCAACGGCUGGCAGCGACGAUGUCACCAAUGCCACGGACAACCAUGAACCAGACGACGGCGCUCACUUAGAGCAACCGAACACGGAAGCCGUCACUGUGAACACCGAGAUACCAGCUGCGGUCCCAGACCUGGACGCGGCCGCGCGGCGAGAAGCACUGGCCGACGUAGCGAGCCCACAGAGCGAUAGCACCGCGCCAAACACGUCUUCAGUGGUAGCUUUGCUCGUCUUACCAGACGCCAAAGAGCCCACCGAUGUCGCGGCCAUGGACAACGACAGCGACGAUGACGACGAGGAAGACGACGAUGCGACCGUCGAAUUUUGGUGUCCCAAGUGCAGCAACGAUGUGCUGCAUCGGACCAAGGCGUCGCGGCGCUGCGAGUACUUUGUGCGAUGGCGGAUGCGGAAAAUCCAAAACGGUAGCGCGCCGCAACUGCUCACGACGAUGCACGAUUCGCCCGAGACCUUUUUGGCGAUCGUCGAAGGCCUGCCGUCGGCGUCGGGCCUCAUUUACAUCUAAUGACGAGCCAAUACACGCUGUGGCAACAAAGCGAGGUGGAGACGUAUGACGCAAUAGGACGGACGUGCUGCUUAACGAUCAUCGCAUGCAUUGCUUCAUCUUGUUC
Molecule: messenger RNA, 2240 nt
Organism: Saprolegnia diclina VS20
Lineage: Eukaryota; Oomycota; Saprolegniomycetes; Saprolegniales; Saprolegniaceae
Exons: 1
Coding region: 26-2134 (702 amino acids)
Source: RefSeq, a predicted model, not a curated record